Molecule: messenger RNA, 1045 nt
Organism: Melanotaenia boesemani (Boeseman's rainbowfish)
Lineage: Eukaryota; Metazoa; Chordata; Actinopteri; Atheriniformes; Melanotaeniidae
Gene: adat2
Product: adenosine deaminase tRNA specific 2
Exons: 7
Coding region: 262-837 (191 amino acids)
Biological process (GO): tRNA wobble adenosine to inosine editing
Cellular component (GO): nucleus; cytoplasm
Molecular function (GO): zinc ion binding; tRNA-specific adenosine-34 deaminase activity
Source: RefSeq, a predicted model, not a curated record
UAAUAGCAAUGUUUUUAUUACUAAGGCAUUUCCAUCACUUCCGGUUUAGAUCACGUAAUGACUGCUAACUUGGAUGUGAACAUAAACUAUGUGGGCGUGGUCACGUCCGGCAGUGGUCCAUCCAAUAUUAUCUUCCCCCAUCGAUACUCGUCGUUGCUAACGACGCUUUAACGGAUGAAAUGUGACUAAACAGAACAGGAACAAGAUACGAGAACUUUCUAUAUUCUAGUAAUAAACCAGUCAGAAGAAGCAACAGCCGCGAUGGGUGCAGAAAAAUGCGCCAGAGCAGAGUCUGAGCGAGGUUUUUAUCCGACUGAAGGAGAAAUUCAGAAGUGGAUGAGCAGCGCUUUUUACAUGGUAAAUGCUCCUCCGGCCAGAGAGGCUCUGGAGAAAGGAGAGGUUCCUGUUGGAUGUCUGAUGGUCUACGAGGAUCAAGUUGUGGGAAAGGGAAGGAAUGAAGUCAAUGAAACCAAAAAUGCGACACGUCAUGCGGAGAUGGUUGCCGUGGACCAGGUCCUGGACUGGUGUCGCUAUGGGAACCUGGAUUCAAGAAACGUUUGUGAAAGGACCGUUCUGUAUGUGACCGUGGAGCCGUGCGUCAUGUGUGCUGCGGCGCUACGUCUGCUCAAUUUGCCGGUGGUUGUUUACGGCUGCAGGAAUGAGCGUUUCGGAGGCUGUGGAUCAGUUCUGGACAUCUCCUCUGCAGAUCUUCCUCAGACCGGGACCAUGUUCAAGUGUGUUCCAGGUCACGGAUCAGAGGAAGCUGUAGAAAUGUUGAAGACGUUUUAUAAACAGGAAAAUCCAAACGCUCCGAAACCCAGAACGAGGAAGGACUGACCCUGAAAGAAAAACCCUGAUGUCUUUCUGGACCUAACCGGAGCCCUUUAACCUACCAACAGGACCUAACCGGAGCCCUUUGACCUACCAACAGGACCUAACCGGAGCCCUUUAACCUACCAACAGGACCUAACCGGAGCCCUUUAACCUACCAACAGGACCUAACCGGAGCCCUUUAACCUACCAACAGGACCUAACCGGAGCCCUU